GGUCGAUGAAGCGAGGGGUACGGGGAUCUUCGGUUCAUCAAAGCUCACACGACAUUUCUUUCCAUUGCAUCUUCCCACCCACAAUCAAUCCCUACACAAGUCAAAGACUCCAUGUCGACGCCCACGACACCCCUCACAUCCACAUUCUAUUCGCCACACCACACUGGCCCGAUGCAAACACACAAACCCCCUUCGCUCGCAUUGUUCCUCUCGACUCCCCAUCUCGACGCUCUAGACGUCCAAGAUGGUCUCGUCGAGCACUGCUUCAGAUCAUUUAUCUCUGGCAAAAGAGUCAGAGAAUGGUGUCUGGAUAUCAAGCGAGCAGCUCGAAAGUUCACAGACUCUACGACCCUCCAUCAUAUCCUCUAUGCUGCUCCUCUUUCCAUCCUGAUCCCCUUCCCUCCAGACACGUUUCUCGCUCAUGAUCCCAUCGGUCCACCAGAUCCUGAAUCCCUCUUACCCCCUUCGACCCUUUCCACGCUCUCUCGAAAACAGCUCGUCGAUGCCUUGAUCAAGCUUUCCAAGACUCUACUCGCAGAGCGACCCACCGGAUGGUCCGAACUGGUGUUGGAGCUUUAUCUCGAGUACAUUGCUCGUCGAUGGCGACUGGCUCUGGAAAAGCACGACUCCAAUCUCGUAGAUGGCAUCGGCAGAAAAUUGCUAGAGAUCGAGUUUGACGUUCAGCUACGUGGCGAAACAGAAACCACUCGAUCCCUCAUUCUUCCCGUCCUUCAACACGUCCGAUCAGGGCUCGGCUUCAUCACCUCAGUUCAGCUCGUCUCGCGGCUCAACUCACCACGUUACCAGGAUGCCCCAUCCGAUCUCGUCAGUUCAUGGAUCACCAUUCGACUGAGAGCAGGCUCUCAAGCUCAGGAUAUCAUCGCUGAGCUUGCAUCAGCUCAAGACAAGAUCAUGGAUGCUUCUCACAGAUCCGAGUUGGUCCGUACAGUCGAGACCCUGGGCCUGAACAUCCACUCAGAUUCGCAGGACACCCCUCGGUCCACUUUCGAAUCUCUCACCAGGCGACCUCACCGCAAGUUCAGCCUUCGAACUAGGACACUUGGCUUUGGCGCCUCUGGCAAAUGGCGACCUGGUCAUCAACGACUGACCUCGUUCAAGAAUUCGUCAGGCUUCCCUUCCAAGUUUGAUCCGGAACGACGACCAUCACUGCCCAACUUUUCCACCACGUCCCUUCUUAACCCUUUUGCGUACAAAUCCAGGCUAUCGACGGGGGGCCCAGAAUCACCCAGUUCCAAGCAAGCUUCAAGAAGCUUAACUCGCCUCGUGCCGUUUCCUCUGGUCAACACCCUCUCCUCACCAGACCUCCUUGGCUCGACCUUGGAUUUUAUCGACCCAGCGACUAUCCGGCCAGUCCUUGUCCACCAACUUCUGACGAGCAAGUAUCAUCUCUCAACGGACAAGACGGAUGACUGGUAUCUCGGCGAUGGGCGUCAUCUUGCUCAACGCAUGUUGAUGGAUAUUGAGAACAAACUCAGGAUCAAUCAGGGAUCUAUCGAUGCAGUCUCCGAUCUCAGAACCAUCUUCAGACUUGACCCCAAUUCCGAUCGCACCGGACCCCUUGAAGCAAUCGUUAACGGUGAAUUCGGCACGUUUCCUCUCCCUCCACCUCGCAUGUCCAUCGCUUCGACGUUGAUGCCGGAGGGUCACAGCCGAGCUGCGUCAUUUGACCUCGACCGGUACUUUGAAGGCCUCUCUGAAUCAGGUCCAGAGGACCCUGUCCCGGUCCCAGAGUCUGCAAAGGAUGGGGAUGGAUGCGCUCGACACAGCACCGAAACUGUUUUACCUCCUCUCCAUAGCCACAGGCGAGUGAGUACAGGUCUCGAAUCCCUCCUUACCAUGGCUACGGGUAAGACUGGUCUGACCGACUUUACCUCCCGGACGAGAGAGAGGCGAGCAUCCCAUGCGAGCUUUACGAUCCAAAAAGCUAGGCGAGGUUGGACGGGUUUCUCAGUUAAACUGGUCAAGCCGAGACGAGCAAGCAGUAUCGAUACAUUCACUGGAGGCGGUACCGUCAAGUCGCCAAGAGGUUUCAUGCUGCUAGAAGAUCCGGAUGACGACACUUCCGACGACGAAUCAGUUUACGAAGACGACGAAAGCUACAUUGGUCCUCUCGAAUCGUAUCUUGCUCCAUCUCGAUUCAACCGAUGGUCGAAAUCAGAGGCUGAUCUCAUCUUCCCUCCUCUUCCGACUGAUCACGAUCGAGCCCAUCCAUUUGCCGCGACAUCGCACCACGUCCACGACAACGACAUGUACACUCAUCUACCAGCGACGACUUCCCUGAGACGGAAGAGGCGGAUCGACCGACCUUGCGUGACGGCCUUCGAUCUCGGACUAGGUAAACAGAUCUUGACCCCUCCAGGGUUUCCAAAAGGCGACCAGUGGCAGGAUAACUUUCCGACGACGCCUUCAAUCGAACAAUCAGCUCCCGACUUUUCCGAAUCAAGCUCUACUCAGGUUGUCGACUCUACGCCUCGAUUCGUAGUGACUGCCGAUGCUCAAGACCUCAUGCCGCAAGGAUACAAGGCGCCACUCACUCCACCGAUAUCGCCACCUCACCGACCUAUCUCCUUGAACCAUUCUACGGCGGGAUCCCAUGACACAAGCUUUUCGGUUGUCGACCAUGGCUCGGGGGCCACGGUUGAGAGUGGUCGACCGUUGGCAGUCGAUCUAUCGCUUACCGAAAGCGACACCCCCAGAGCCAAGCAUCAACAUCGACAUUAUCGCAUCUUGAACGGUGACUUAACCCCGGAGAGAUGGAGUGACGGGUCGCGAGGCCCAUACCAAUCACCAGUUUCACCUGUCAUGACCCCUACAGCAUCAGCAAAAUCACUUCGCCAAGUCUCCUCAUCCCAGCAUCUCGCUCUGACACCGGAUUACUCUCCAACUUUCACGGAGGAUUGGCAUACUGCGCAUGGUACGCCUGUGAAUCAAAAACAGGUCCUCGGUGGUGAUGAGACGAUUUACGCAUCUCCAACCAAGGCGGCAACGCACUUUCCUGUUCCUGUGGAUCUGCGCCGACAUCGUCGACCUCCGCCUGUACCUCCCCCGCGCAUGUCGAGUCUACGAAAAGUCCGACAAUCACCCAGUCUCGCCAGUCUCUCCGGCAAGACCGUGUGGUCCAAGGAUACGUUCAGUAUCCGAUCGAGAUCGAUCACACCGACGGAAAGGCGACGAACUCCAGCGGCGCCACUUUCUAUCGAGUCUCAUACCUCGUCAUCCCUCAGUCAGCUUGUCUUCGCCAUAUCUGACGAUGGGCAUGGCAAUUUCUCUUUCCCGGGCUCGAAGAACGCUCUCCAGGCCUUCCUGACACUUUUCAAUGAUGCGUCGGAUUGUUUGAUCCUCAAAAAAGGAGUGACGGAAGACCACAUUCAACAGAUGCUGGCGCACCUCUUCAAGCCGGACUUGACGCCGGACGAACAACGACACAUCACAUGGCUCAUAGAAAAGGCUGAUGAGCUGAUCGAUGAUCCACGCUGGACUCGGCAAGCAGCAACAUACCUCCCUUCGGUCCGCUCUUCGACUCAUGUCGACCACGACAAGCCACUCCCAAGUACACCGUCCUCGAUUACCUUCUUCACGCAACUGCCUGACCUAACGCCAAGAAGCGCCAUGCGACCUCCCGCUACACAUCCUCUGCUCAGUCCUCACAGAGUCCACGAAGAUCUGCCAUGGUCAGCUUCGAGUCCUCAUCAUAUACGGCUAGCAGGGAGGCAGUCUCUCGAAGUGGAUCCUAGCGACUACUUUUCUGCUCGGGGUCAUCCUGAUUGUCGAGCGUCCAUCAAUACGUUUGGCAGGAGGCGAGAGUCUACAGGAUCGUCACUUCCUAGUCCCACAUGGGUUUCUGCUCAUGUGGCCGCGCACUUCUGAGGCUGAAGAAGCGCCAAGUUGUAUCAUAGAAUUCGGACAAUCUUGUUGUAUACGGCUUCAUCAACACACACGGCAGACAUGCAUCGUACACAGGCAAACGCGGAUACUUCUGGACGCCAACUUGCCCUAGUCCACAGAUCAUCUCUAGUUGAAUAUGCAGUAUAG
Molecule: messenger RNA, 4053 nt
Organism: Kockovaella imperatae
Lineage: Eukaryota; Fungi; Basidiomycota; Tremellomycetes; Tremellales; Cuniculitremaceae
Exons: 4
Coding region: 112-3888 (1258 amino acids)
Source: RefSeq, a predicted model, not a curated record